AGCAACAUGGUGAGAUUCCGUCUCUAAAAAAAGUAAAAAGUAGUUUUUCAAAAAAGAGAUGUGAUCCCCAGUGUUCGAGAUGGGGCCCAUAGGAGGUAUUGGGUCAUGGGGGCAGAUCCCUCAUGAAUGACUUGGUGCCCUGCCCUCAGUAAUGAGUAAAUUCUCACUCUGCUAGUUCAUUCAAGGGCUGGUUGUUUUAAAAGAGCCUAGCACCUUUCUUGCUCUCUCACCAUGCGACACACCUGCUCCCCCUUCACCUUACACCAUGAUGGGAAGCUUCCUGCGGCCUCACCAGAAGCAGAUGCUGGCACCAUGCUUCUUGUACAUCCUGCAAAACCAUGAGCUAAAUAAACCCGUUUUCUUUAUAAAUUACCAAACACAGGUAUUCCUUUCUAGCAAUGCACAAUGAGCUAAUACAGAUGGGGUUUCACUUUGUUGCCCAGGCUGGUCUUCAACUCCUGGUUCAAGCAGUCCUCCCACCUCAGCCUCCCCGAAUGCUUCUUGAACCUCCUAAUACUCUGCACAAUAUCUCAGUGCAGGCUUUCCUAAUGAUUUUCCUGUAUUGACACACGGGACCAGUCAAAUUCCCAUGGGCAGCCUCAGGGUUCUGUGGGAUUUCUUGAACACUAACUCCUCUCCCAAGAAAGAAGAGCAAAAUAAGUGAAUGGAAGGGAUGUUUGCUGUAGGGAAACUUUUGAGUUUUUUCUAAUUUAUCCAAGGAAAUCAGCCCUUCAGUUCUUUACCUAUCACGGAAACAGUGGCUGCUGAAACAGAAAUCUCAGACUCCAGAAAAGCCUCUUGUCAUCUCUCAGAUGGGUUCCAAAAAGAAGCCCAAAAUUAUCCAGCAGAACAAAAAAGAGACCUCACCUCAAGUGAAGGGAGAGGAGAUGCCGGCAGGAAAAGAGCAAGAGGCCAGCAGGGGCUCUGUUCCUUCAGGCUCCAAGAUGGACCGGAAGGCGCCAGUACCUCGCAGCAAGGCCAGUGGAGCAGAGCACAUUAAGAAAGGAACCAAGGAAAGGACAAAUAGUGAUAUUGUUCCAGAACGGGGGGACAUCAAGCAUAAGAAGCGGAAAGCUGAGGAGGCAGCCCCGGCCCCACCCACCGAGGAAGACAUCUGGUUUGACGACGUGGACCCGGCGGAUAUCGAAGCUGCCAUAGGUCCAGAGGCGGCCAAGAUAGCGAGGAAACAGUUGGGUCAGAGCGAGGGCAGCGUCAGCCUCAGCCUCGUGAAAGAGCAGGCCUUCGGCGGCCUGACAAGAGCCUUAGCCUUGGACUGUGAGAUGGUGGGCGUGGGCCCUAAGGGGGAGGACAGCGUGGCCGCCCGUGUAUCCAUCGUGAACCAGUAUGGGAAGUGCGUUUAUGAUAAGUACGUCAAACCAGCCGAGCCCGUGACGGACUAUAGGACAGCGGUCAGUGGGAUUCGGCCUGAGAACCUCAAGCAGGGAGAACAGCUUGAAGUUGUCCAGAAGGAAGUGGCAGAGAUGCUGAAGGGCAGAAUUCUAGUGGGACACGCUCUGCAUAAUGACCUGAAGGUACUGUUUCUUGAUCAUCCAAAAAAGAAGAUUCGAGACACACAGAAAUAUAAACCUUUCAAGAGUCAAGUAAAGAGUGGAAGGCCGUCUCUGCGACUACUUUCAGAGAAGAUCCUUGGGCUCCAGGUCCAGCAGGCGGAGCACUGUUCGAUUCAGGAUGCCCAGGCAGCAAUGAGGCUGUACGUCAUGGUGAAGAAGGAGUGGGAGAGCAUGGCCCGAGACAGGCGUCCCCUGCUGACCGCUCCACACCACUGCAGUGACGACACCUAGCAGCCCUGCCCGGCUGCUGCUGCUGCCCCGCUACAGAGGCAAUGUGACCAGUCACAGGGACAGAUCACAUCUCCCCACAGUGUCUACUCUGGUGAAACCUUUCCAGAAUCACGGCAGAGGGGCAUGGCGUGGUGCUACUGAGAACGUCCCCCUUCCUCUUGACUUUGUGGUCUGAGGCCUGGUCUUACUGUCCAUGUGUAUUUGGACCCGGAUGGUCGGGGUGGGGAGCAGGGGCUGCUAUGAGCAUGCCUGGCCAUGCUUUACGAACUGCUGACUGCCUGGGCGAGGCGAGGAUGAGGCCUGUGGGCCGCCAGCUCGUACAGUGCUGUCACCGCCCGUCUUCAGUGACCACUCACCCUGGGGUGAAGUGCUCAGCACCUUCCUCUUGGGGGGCCCCAUUUUCCUCCUUUGUCUCAGGGGACGUAACAAGCUCCGCUGGGCUUGAGGGGCCCAGACCCGGGGUCUGCAGUCAGCUCCUGAGACACGGCUGGCCAGCACAACGGGUGUUACAUCAGGAGCUUCCUGUGGCCGUUUGGACUUUGAGCGUUUAUCUAAAUUGGCCCAGGGUUGGCUGGUGGGUCACCCAGCAGAGGCUCCUCCCCGUAGCGCGAGGAUGUGUCGCCUGGGCAUGGUGACCGCGGCUAUUCCUGGAUGUCGGCAGACGUUGCCGACCUUGGGCUGUUUGAGCUAGAGGAGCUAUGUGAUGCUAGCCAGUGGCUUGCUUGGCUAGGCCGCGGUUUGAGACUCCCCUGGGAACUAGAGUCAGGAACAGCCAGUGGCACUGACCAGGGGAUGGAGUCCAAGGCGUUAUUGGGCCACCUGACAGUUGGACAGAAAAGGUGCAGACGCACCGAGGACGUGAUUUAAAAUAAAUGCAGAUGUUUACUU
Messenger RNA from Cercocebus atys (sooty mangabey), 2690 nucleotides. It is a transcript of the gene REXO4, whose product is annotated as REX4, RNA exonuclease 4 homolog (S. cerevisiae). The record is from RefSeq and is a predicted model, not a curated record. Gene Ontology annotation, biological process: rRNA processing; DNA catabolic process. NCBI's taxonomy places the organism in Eukaryota, Metazoa, Chordata, Mammalia, Primates, Cercopithecidae. Gene Ontology annotation, cellular component: nucleus. Gene Ontology annotation, molecular function: 3'-5' exonuclease activity; nucleic acid binding. The transcript has 8 exons. The coding region runs from base 813 to 1802 and encodes 329 amino acids.